Molecule: messenger RNA, 1209 nt
Organism: Verticillium dahliae VdLs.17
Lineage: Eukaryota; Fungi; Ascomycota; Sordariomycetes; Glomerellales; Plectosphaerellaceae
Product: syntaxin
Exons: 2
Coding region: 1-1209 (402 amino acids)
Biological process (GO): retrograde vesicle-mediated transport, Golgi to endoplasmic reticulum
Cellular component (GO): endoplasmic reticulum; SNARE complex
Molecular function (GO): SNAP receptor activity
Source: RefSeq, a predicted model, not a curated record
AUGUCUUUCGAAGGAUUACAAGAGCGCCUGACGGCUCUGCAGGAGACGACAUCGCAGCUCCAAGAGCUUAUUGAUCGGCUGCACAACCUCACCUUCCAGCCCGGAUCCGUGCCCCUCGGCGGCCCGGAUGACGACAAUGUUGGCACGGAGCUGAGCGCGGAGAUCAGCCAGAUUCUGCGCGAAGAGGAGGACGAGCUCGAGCUUCUUCAAGAGGAAGUCGAGGAUAUCAGGAGCGGACGCCCCGGGAGCGAAACAGAGCACACGAAGACGAGGUUGAAGGAUGGGCUCGAGCGGUUGCAGCAGGAACUCAAGAGCUCGCGGCUCAACUUUAGGAAAGCCCAGAUCGUGGCCAAGCGAAACCUCACCCGGGCGCAGAGACUCGAACGCGAGCUUCUCUUGCAGUCCUACUCGCAGCCCGUCUCCGAAGCGACUUCUCCCCGUCUCGGCGCCGAAGACGCCGAAUCGAUCAAGGCGCCGAGCAUCCGCCACCACCGACAGGCGCACCACGCCCAUCAGCAGCAGUCUACCCUGUCGGAGGAGGAUCAGAAGACGGUUGGUGCGGCCAGCAACGUGACGAGCUCGCUGCGGCGGACGCACGACCUCAUCGCAGCGGAGCUGGCGCGCAGCGAGUUCGCGCACCAAACGCUGACAGAAUCUUCGGCUGCGCUGGCGCAGUUGGACGAAUCAUACGGGUCACUGGAAGGGAUGCUUGCGAGCUCAAAGGACCUUCUCGGAACCCUUGUCAAGUCCCAGAAGAGUGACACGUGGUACCUACAGACGGCCAUGUACAUGCUCCUCUCGACAGGUGCCUGGCUGGUCUUUCGCCGCUUCCUGUAUGGACCGGCAUGGUGGCUUGUCUGGCUACCUAUUAGGAUGUUGUACAGCCUUGUGAUGGGCGGAGGAGGUGCUGUCAUCAAGUACGGCAGCUCGAGCGGUUCAUCGACAGUGGUCGUAGACCAGGCGACCGUUGAGGUUCAAGGCCUACCGGACAGUGAUCUGCCAACCAUUGACGUUGGUACUGCGAAAGCGGAGAGCACAGUGGUAGUAAAGGGUGACGCUGAAGGUUUGGUUGAGAAGAUUGGCAAGAUGGUGGAAGACAUGCCAGAGCUUCAGGCGGACGAUGAGCUUGAGGAUGGAGAAGAGGCGGACGAGUUCCACGAUGCGGUGCAAGAGCCUGUCGAGGUGCCGCAACAGAGGGACGAGCUGUAG